GUAACAACAGUGAAGGCGACAUGUGAGGAGGACAAGUUGGAUUAAAUGAUGACGCUGAGCGACCAGAAGGCAUCAAAGCUGACAACUUGCCCGGUAGUGUGGCCCCCUGCCGCCUCAUGAGGUGAAGCCCCUCUCCGCAUCCUGCCAGCAGCACCGAGUAAGGGAUGACAACGCUCUUCUUGCUUCUGGCAAUGUUCCUCCUCUCUGGCAGCAUCCAGACGUCCCCUGCUGUGACCAUGGAUAAGCUGCAGGAGAGCUGGAAGUUGUACAUGGACGAGUGUGAGCUCAACAAUAGCAGAGCGCCUCCAAACAGUGGUCUUGUGUGCAACAGAACCUUCGACAAGUACGCCUGCUGGCCUGACGGACUACCCAACACUACCGUUAGCGUGUCAUGUCCAUGGUACCUACCGUGGUACCAUAAAGUUCAGUAUGGAAUGGUGUACCAGGAAUGUAAUGCUAACGGUCAGUGGGUAACUAUGAAGAACACCAGCGAGUGCGACUCUAAUGAUCCCAGUCAGCAGUACUACCGACACAUUCGCAUCAUGUACACAAUUGGAUACUCUCUGUCUCUGGUGGCUCUGGUGUUGGCGCUCAGCAUACUUAUCUUCUUCAGGAAGCUGCACUGUAUGAGGAACAACAUCCACAUGAACCUCUUUGCCUCCUUCAUCCUGCGGGCGUUGUCCAUCCUCAUCAAGGAUGCGCUCAUGGAGGCGAACAUUACCUCGCAGGACCUGAGCCCGGACCAGGACCAGGGAUUCUCACAGGCCUCCAUGUCGCCCGUAGACCUGUUUGUCAACAAUGAGAUAACCAUCAGCUGUCGAGUGGCGGCGGUGAUGAUGCAAUACAGCAUCUUGGCCAACAGCUACUGGCUCCUGGUGGAAGGUAUCUACCUCCACAACCUGCUGGUCAUCACCGUGUUUACAGAGAAGAACUACUUCCAGAUCUACCUGUGCAUCGGCUGGGGUACACCCUUAAUAUUCCUUGUUCCCUGGGUCAUCGCCAAAUAUCUUCAUGAGAAUCAAGAAUGCUGGGGUCAGAACAUCAACAUGAACUAUUGGUGGAUCAUACGAUCUCCCAUACUGGUGGCCGUGCUGAUCAACUUCCUGAUCUUCAUCCAUAUUAUCAAAAUCCUUGUGUCCAAGCUGAGAGCACAUCAAAUGAGAUACACAGACUACAAAUUCAGGUUGGCCAAGUCGACCUUAACGCUCAUCCCCCUGCUGGGUAUCCAUCAAGUGGUCUUUAUUUACGUCACUGACGAGGCCACAGAGACCACCAUCGGUUUGCGUCUCACCAAGUUGGUCAUUGACCUUUUCUUCUCCUCCUUCCAGGGUCUCCUGGUAGCUAUCUUGUACUGCUUCGUCAACAAAGAAGUGCAGUCCGAGGUGCUGAAAAAGUGGAAGCGCUGGAAGCUGGGCCGCAACAUCGAGGAGGAGUACCGCCACACGUACAGCAACAUGCCCAACACCAAGACAGGAAGCCUGCUCAACCACGUCUCGCAGCCACCGCCCCAACUCCCCGAGCGGGCCGAGCGGUCGGCGUCCAUCUGCUCCCCCGAGGAGUGGCACAUGCUGGUGGCCAACGGGGGCGGGGCCGACCACGGCAAAGCGGCGGGCCAGCGCGGCUCCCCGCUGCACGAGGGCACGAUCGGUCACUACACCGCGGUGGAGGACAUGGGCGUUGUGGACAAGAGCAGGAACAUGGAGGGCCUCCAAUGAAGGACGCCACACUUUAGUCAGUACUGAGCAGCUCUGACGGACACAGUCAGUGGGCGAGUGCUGACGGACACAGUCAGUGGGCGAGUGCGUGGCCCUCGCAGCCUGGUGGGGACCUGCAGGCCUUCCUCAAGGCAAACCGAGCCAUGUAAAAUAAUACUUUUUGGAAACAGCAAUUCAAAGACUUUACAUAAGAAGCCUCUGAGUUGCAGUGCUGAAGGCCAAAGUGGACCUUCAACUGUAGACCUGGUCUGGGUUUUUUUGUUGUUGCAGGGUUUAAAUAAGGCGGUACAAAUCUAACAGCAGAAAUGCUAACCUCAGUGAGGAUGUUCCUGGUCAAUCCUGACACCUCAAUUUUCUUUUUAUAUAUUCUGUUUUUUUGCAAAUCACUUUACAGUCUGUGACGGUCUCAAGCCAUCGUGUGGGUUCAAAGGACCACCAAGCACAGACAUUCUGCGAGCAGGUGUAGACUUCUUUAUUUUUCAAUAAGAAAAAGUCUCUUGCGGGUUGCUUUUCAGCUCUGCCGCUUUCACUGCUCGCUCCUCGGUUCGCUUUUCAGCCUUCCGCGUCAUCUGCCUCUUGCUCUUUUCCACGCUGCAUGUGUUUCUGCUCGCUCUCCAACUCCUUCUGCCCCGUCCUUCUCGGCUG
Nerophis lumbriciformis (worm pipefish) is the source of this 2360-nucleotide messenger RNA. Its product is annotated as glucagon receptor-like. The record is from RefSeq and is a predicted model, not a curated record. Gene Ontology annotation, molecular function: gastric inhibitory peptide receptor activity; peptide hormone binding; glucagon receptor activity. Gene Ontology annotation, biological process: cell surface receptor signaling pathway; adenylate cyclase-activating G protein-coupled receptor signaling pathway. NCBI's taxonomy places the organism in Eukaryota, Metazoa, Chordata, Actinopteri, Syngnathiformes, Syngnathidae. Gene Ontology annotation, cellular component: plasma membrane.